AUGCAAAUUGAAUAUCCAGUUAUUGACAAUCAACUUGAUUUGACCGUUUAUAAAUAAUAGAUUUUGAUGAAGAAUUAAAAAAAUAAACCCAAUAAAUUGAAGUUGAUGGAUUUAAAGAGGAUGGCCAAUCAUAAUAAUGUGACUUUGGGAUGUCUCAAGAUUAUUGAUAAACUAUUAGAGGAACUCAACGCGUUGGAAUAGGAGAACGUUCAGAGUUCCUAUAAGAAGAUUAUAGAAUUCCCAGUCAAUAGUGACUCUCUCAUAAAUUAGUUAUAAUCUUAUUUUGAUUAAGAAUUUAUUGAUGAAUUCAAAGUGGAAUUGGAAUUGAAGAUUGAGAGUUUCUGUAGAUUGACUGAAAAGGAGUACACAGGAGUGUAUACAUAUGAUAACAUCCAAAAGGCUGCUAAAGACUCGAUUGUAAUAAGGAGUGUGUAUAAUCAAUUGUAAGAAAUUCAUUAGAAGUGUCAAACUUAAAAAAAAGUAACUAUUUAAUUUUGUCAUGAAAUAUUAGAUAUGAUGUCAAAGUGCUUAUUAACAUCAACCUAUAUGGAAACUCAAAAGGCUAAAUUCCUGAAAUUCAGAGAACUCUACAAAAGGUUGAAUGAAUCAAUCACACUGGAACAGUUGGAGGAGAUUGAACAUGAAUGCUUUUAACUUGGAUUUGAUAUGGAUGUAGAACAAAGGAGAUCACAAUUGGUCUAAGCACAGGAAAUCAUCCAAAAUAUCCAACCUAGUUUGGGUGAUUCCUUGGAAGAAUUCAAAAAGCUCAAGUCUCUUUAAUUGGACACUUACAUUAAGUAAACUGAAUAGCAAAUAGACUUUGUGAAAUAAUUAUAUUAUUUGGUAUACAAUUCAUAUGAUACAUUGCCUAAGAUGAUUUAGAAAGUAAAAGAUAUCUCAGAUUUAGAUUUCAAUAAUGAAUUAAUUUACAAAGUUGCAAUUCCAGAAGUCGUCUAUGAUGAAAUGAAAUCAGUAGUAUUAAAUUUUAGAUAAAUCAAAUGGAGAUGCGAGUGCUAAUUUAAUCCUAGAUCAACCAAAUCAAACCAUGAUCCAAGGGGGUAACAAAAAAUAUAAUAUCAGCCACAAUAAUUCAAUUGUUAAAUGCUGAUCCCCAAAAUCUAAGAUCCAUUCUACACUUAACAACUCUAGAAGAUCAAGAAGGAAUACGAGAGUUGGAUCAUCAAUUUGUAGGAGUUCGAGAAUCAAUUGGCAGGUCAAGUUGCACCUCAUUUCAAUCAGCUGAUCAAAUUGAUCAAUAAGAACCAGUAUCAAGAGAACAAUUUGCAAACCAAAUUGUGGCAAUACUACAUUUAGAUGCUUUGGAUGCAAAAGGCAGAAGAGUUUAUUGAGGCUAAGGCCAAUCCCUAGGCUUACAAGACAUUGAUCUCCUGUGCGAACAUAUGCAAACAUAGAUUCCAACAACGUCUUAUUAUUGAAACUUAAGGACCAUAUCUUCAUCAUGGAUGA
Molecule: messenger RNA, 1467 nt
Organism: Paramecium tetraurelia
Lineage: Eukaryota; Ciliophora; Oligohymenophorea; Peniculida; Parameciidae
Exons: 1
Source: RefSeq, a predicted model, not a curated record